Messenger RNA from Pichia membranifaciens NRRL Y-2026, 3400 nucleotides. RefSeq lists its product as hypothetical. The record is from RefSeq and is a predicted model, not a curated record. The transcript has a single exon. Gene Ontology annotation, molecular function: protein binding. NCBI's taxonomy places the organism in Eukaryota, Fungi, Ascomycota, Pichiomycetes, Pichiales, Pichiaceae. The coding region runs from base 419 to 3256 and encodes 945 amino acids.
CUUCUUGUUGUCCUCUUUUUGAUUCUCCUUAUCUUCUUUCUCAUUUGCCAUUCCCAACCCGUCUUCAACUCUCCUGAACCCGCCGGGCUGUCAGAAAAUAGAUCCGAAACCACGCACUUUAGUAUACGGAGUCCCUCCCCCAUUUGAUGAAGUUUAUCCACUAAUCCAGAAUUACCCCGAGUUCUAUUCCGUUGAACAUUUUGCCUACACCCGGUUGCAUAUUUGUUAUCUGUCAUUUCCUAAAAUACCAAGGAAAGCAUUGUCCUCGUUGAAGCCGUCUGUUCUUCCAACUAUCACUCGCACAGGCACCCCACCUCAUCUCGCCUCACCUCACCUCACCUCAUCUCAUCUCACCUCAUCUCAUCUCACCCCAUCUCUUUUCCUACUCGAGAAAUUAAAACCUUCUCUUCCUUCAAGCAUGACUAGAAAAACUACAGAAAAAACCACUGGCGCAUCUUUUUCCUUAAACUCAGAUAUUGAUCAGGCGCAUAUACUCCAUCCAAACAAGAAAAGAAAGGCUUGUAAUAUUCCCAUAUCAAGUUCUCAUACGAAAAAGUCGUCCAUUACUUCGACAGAUUCAGCAACGUUGGAGAACAAGUCGAUGAAAGAAACACAUGACUUGAAUAUGCAUCGAAGUAACAACUUAGGUUUCAAUCAUCGCAAGAAUACACAAAAAAUCGAGGAGAAUUUUUUAAACAAAAGUGAUGAAGAUAGAACAAGGUUAAAAUCAGAAGUAAAGGACUUCCAUCCAAAAUAUGAACUUUUAUUACCAAAUUUAUUCCAGACGACGUGGAUAAAUUAUGGGAAAUUUGCAACAGAGCUGAAUUCGAAUUACUCAAUAGCGAUCAAAUGCUUCGAAUCGGCAAUUAAAUAUAACCCUUCAAAUCUAGAAACAAUCAACUUAUUGGUAGAUUCUUUAGUCAACAGAGACUAUGCAACGGGUAGUGUUAACGGUAUUAAAAGCGCAAUCGAUCUAAUAAACUCUGCAAUGGUAUCAUACCCUGAGAUAAGGGAUGAUACAAAAUUAUGGGCCAAAUUGUCGGGCAACUAUUUAUUAAUUAAUGAUAUCGAAAAGGCGCAUUCAGUCAUUCAAACUGCUUUAGAAUUUGCAAAAAAUGAUCCACUACUUUGGUUUUCCCUCGGAAAAUGUUUACUCAAAAUGAACGCUUUAAAAGAGGCAGUAGACGCUUUGGGAAAUGCAUCAUUUUUACUUCCUAAAGAGCUGACAGAUGACGCUGAAGUUAAUAUCGCCAGGAAUAUUCAUCUUGAGAUGGCAUCUAUAGCUCUCAAUGACCGAGAUCUGAAUUCUGCUAAAGAUGAACUGGGAUUAGCUCUGUCGCUACCGGCGCCAACAGAUUCCCAGAGUAUAGAUAUGUGCAUUGCUAUGAUACGCCAUUUGGUGGUAUCAUUUGAAAGAUCUAAUGAUCUGGUUGCCGCAGCAUGGAUUUGUGAGGUCGCAGAGUCAAAAUUUUCAGAAGAGCCUAUUAUUCUUUUGCUUCACUCAUAUCUACUCUUAUCGCCAAAUAAGUCAUUAUUUAACCCGAGUAAAGCAAGAAGUUUGUUGCAUAACAUCAUACAAAAAGAUAGAUAUUACAUCAAGUCCGACAAUGUUGUUGAUUUUAUUCAAUCUUCAAAUGGCGAUUUUCUACCAUGGUUGCUGCUAUCAAAAUGCUACGAUUUUUUGGAAAACUAUAAUAUUGCAUUUGAUUGUUUGGAAAUAUCAGCCAGAAAAAUCACUUAUCCGGCGGAGUUGCCUAUUUUUAGAUCUCUUGCUAAUAGAAUAUUGGAAGCUUCGGAUAAUGAUUCAUUAGGAGAAGAUGUCAAGGCCUUCAUUAAUGCUCUGGAUUCAAGUCCUCAAACAGGACGCGUUAUACCAUUGAUGGAUUUGAUACUGAUGCCAUAUGACGAAAGAAUCAAUUACUUUGAACGUAGAGUAUCUGCAACACACGAUGAAAGCAAGAGUAAAAGAAGAAAAAGUACUGCUGGCGGAGCGACCGGAAAACGGAAAAUUGAUGAAGUUAUCAGUAAUGAUUCCAAAAUAUCUUCACCGAAACGAGUAUAUUAUGACUUGACAAGAGAUGACAGUUUGCAAUCAAAUUCGAGAGCUUCAGUCUCUGCUGAAAUUCCACGUCCACCUUCGGCUCCUCCUAAUAUUCGAUCAACGCCUCAGAUCGUGUCACCUUUAUUGUCUUCUCAGGUACAGCAGCAAACACCGAUCCAAACACAGCCACAACACCAACCGCAACAACAGCAGCAAAUGUAUUCGGUGAUUCAAGGACCAGUUUAUCCAAAUCUUACAACCCCAGCAAGUCUGUCUCAGCCUGUUGCAUUUUCCGUCAGAACUAUGCCGCAGCAACAACAGCAGCAACCACAACAACAAAAUUCACAAUGGGCACAUGUCAAUUCUUAUCCUCAAAACAAAAACGUCCAGUACAAUAACAUUGGGCCCCAGAUAGUUUCAAACCACGAGUCGGCAAUAUUCAGCCCUGCUGAUACCAAUAUACCUACUUUAGCAGAGAACAACGUUUCCGGUGCUAAUAGAAAUAUAAGUAAUGGGCGCCUGACUUCACCAGCGGAAUUACACUUUCAGCAAGAAAGGCAAUACAUUCCAAUGGUGCAUCAACCGCCUCAUGCUCAACCAAUACCACUCCAACAUCAGUCUCGACAACUAAUACAGCCAAAUAUGUCUACACCCCAGCAUCAAGUUCAAAUGAUGGAGGUUCCUCAGCCUGGACAGCCUGGACAGCCCAGAUUUCAAGGUAUCCCCGGUGCAGCAGGUCCUCGAAUGGUUGGACCUAAUGGACAAAUAAUACAGCAGGUGCACCUUAUCCAAGGCCCAGCUCAUAACCAAGUUCGGCAGGGAGGCUCCCGGGUGUCUUCAAAUGGCCAAGGACAGUUGCCUGUUCAUGGUCAAAUGCCAGGUUCUAUAGAAGAACAGCGUGUUCAGUACGCCAAUGCCCCCGGUCACCCCCAGAUGUCGAACCGAUUUGAUUAUGCAAGACAGCCUAGUAAUAUUCCUCCCCCUGGAAUGGUUAAUAGUACAUACAUAGCUUACGAGCAGCCCGGUAGGCAUUCCAUUGACGAGCAGAUGAGAGUGGAGCAGCAGCAGCAGCAGCAACAGCAACAAGCACAGCAAAUGCAUCACGUGCAAAUGCAAGUGCCACCAGAAGGCAUGCAAAUGUCUCCCAUGAUACAGUCCCGAGGUCCACCCAUGAUACCUGGUCCGGUAUCGGGGAUGCAAUACAACCGGUAUUAAUGUGUACGAAUAAUUGAAUGUAUUAUAAGUUUCGAGUGCUUUUUUUAUAAAUAAAGACGCGUCGUUUUCAAUCCUCUUACUAAGCUGAGUCGCAAUGAUGGGAGCCCAGCAACAUGAGGAAGAUGAUGAUGUAACUGUACUUAU